AUGGCAAGCAUUCUGCGCUGGUAUCAUGCUACGCUUACGCGGCGGCCGAUUGCGACGCAGGCAGUUACGGCAGGAUGUCUCUUUACUGCAGGGGACUUUAUAGCGCAACACGGUGUCGAAGGAAAGUCACUGGCCAAUCAUGAUUGGAAGCGUACGGGGCGGCUGGCGACUUACGGAACUUUGGCUCUGGGCCCUGCGAUAGCGGUCUGGUACCGCUAUCUGAGUACUGCAGUCACAAUCAAGAAUCCACUUGCAGCGACCGUCGCCCGCAUGUCCAUUGACCAAUGUGUUUUUGCACCUACCAAUCUAUUCUGCUUUUUCACAGCCAUUGGAUUCAUGGAAGGCAGAUCAUGGAAGCAGAUCAAAGAUAAACUUCGACAGACAUACAUGCCAACUCUGAAAGCAAAUUUCACUGUCUGGCCACCUGUUCAGCUAGUGAACUUUUAUUUUACACCAGUUAACUACCAAUCUCUCGUUGUAAAUACUGUUGCCUUGGGAUGGAACUCGUAUUUGAGUUGGACCAAUGCAAAGCAAAAGUCUACUUAAAAGAGUAUUGUCUUCUGGCAAGGGCGACAUACGAUAAUAGAAACAUCCCGUUUAUGCCGAUAUCUCAAUAAAUGAACACCGCAAGUGUAUUUUAAAUGUCA
Molecule: messenger RNA, 647 nt
Organism: Spizellomyces punctatus DAOM BR117
Lineage: Eukaryota; Fungi; Chytridiomycota; Chytridiomycetes; Spizellomycetales; Spizellomycetaceae
Exons: 5
Coding region: 1-546 (181 amino acids)
Cellular component (GO): cytoplasm; membrane
Source: RefSeq, a predicted model, not a curated record